AUGCAUCGUGUGUCAACCUUCCAGCCAGUAUUUCCAGCCAGCAGGUAUGCUCAAGAGCUGCACAAACGAUUGGAGAAGCAGCCUCGGUGGCCCUUCGGACAAGGGGCACUGCAGAAGAUACAGCUUGAGGGGCAGCAGAGGUCGAAGCUGGAUGAGACACAGAUGGCGCAGCAGCAGCAGCAGCAGCAGCAGCAGCAGCAGCAGCAGCAGCAGCAGCAGCAGCAGCAGCAGCAGCAGCAGCAGCAGGAGCCAAUUCAGCAGCAUCAGCAGCAGCAGAAAAAUAAUCAGCAGGAGCAACAAGACUUGCAUGGAUACGGCAACACAGGGAAGUGCGGUGUUCAUACCUUGGAGCAUGAUUCCUCUAGGGGAAUCAACGGCUACGAGACUGGUGAUGCUGGCAGCAGUGGAGGAGAUGUUGGAAUGCAGGAGUCUGCAGCAGAGGCCCAGCCUAGCACAGACCAGCUGUGUGCCACUCAGCCUAGUGGUGACCAGCAUUAUGCUACCCAGCCUUGUGGUGAGCAGCUGGAUCUGCAGCAGCAUAUCAUGGCAGACUUGACCCUUCCUCUUCCUUCUCCCUCAGCGGAUCCGCUGUUGGUCCUGAGAGAUGCUGAGCACUCUGCAUUUGCACCCUGGCGCCUCAUCUCCCCACCUUCACACAUCGAGGGAGCACUCUUUCAUAGUUUUGAGAAUCAUGCCUCUGCCGCCCCAGUCAUGGCACCUUUGGAAGCAACAGGUGCAGGUUUGGAGGGUGGGGGGCAGGCUACUGAUGCAGGAGGGUUGUUGUAUACAGGGGAUGGGGAUUUCAGACAUGUGGGGGCAAUCACCCCUGCUGGUGCUGGAAGCUACACCAUUGAUGCGCUAGAGAGGUUCUUGAUGGAUAAUGGGGAACAUAGGGAAUAG
Closterium sp. Naga37s-1 is the source of this 900-nucleotide messenger RNA. The record is from the annotation of a GenBank genome assembly. Lineage: Eukaryota; Viridiplantae; Streptophyta; Zygnematophyceae; Desmidiales; Closteriaceae.